This is a messenger RNA of Scutellospora calospora, 2473 nucleotides long. The record is from the annotation of a GenBank genome assembly. NCBI's taxonomy places the organism in Eukaryota, Fungi, Glomeromycota, Glomeromycetes, Diversisporales, Gigasporaceae.
AGUAUCUAAAGAUUCUAAAGAUAGAAUCCACCCUGUCGUCGAAGUAUUAGAAGAUAAUAUUCAUCCUGUCGCUGAAGUAUCUGAAAAUAACAUCAACCCUGUCGCCGUAGUAUCUGAAGUUAACCAAAAUCAGAUAAUGUCGAACGACGACAGUUCUACAUCAAGUACUGUUAACAAUUCUUUGAUUAAAGAUGUAAAUAUCGAAAAGAAGCGGAAGCGUAAGAUUAGGAAACUAGUAUAUUCUAACUCUCAAAAUGAGAUAAUAUUGAACUCUGAUUUGGACAUGGUUUACGCUGAAAGACGCACUAAAACUGUUGAAAGAGUUGAUCAAGUUACUUCACCUGAUACCAUAAAUAUUAAACACGAAGAACCUAUGUCAGAAACCCUUAAAAUAAAUACCGUUGAAAAUCCCUCAAAUUUGACUGAACAGAUUACCGGCGGUUUGAAAAAUCCAACAACGAAUGAUGUGUCAUCUGUUUCAGAGAGAAUAAAAAAAUCUUCAUCUGAAACAAAACGACGGUCUUUACUUGGUACCUGGUUCUAUUCUACAUCCGACAUGUCGGAAAAUACAAAUGAAAAUGAAGAUAGUAAACCAUCUGAUGUUGCUCUGUCGACCCAUACAUUCCCUAAAUCAACAUCAUCACCUGAUUUAUCGACUUCACCAGCUUCUAAUUUAACGACUUCAUCUAAUUCAAAACCAUCAACUACUAUUAACUUACCUUCAAAAGUCGAUCAUUCAACACAAAAUACAUCUACCCCUAUAAAUAAUACUCCUCCUACUUCAUCACAAGCAUCCACUAAAGGCUACACAUCUAAUUCUUCAAGUAAAAAACCCGUCUCAAAUCAACGUUCAAAUAUCAAGAACCUCCCUCCAAAUCCAUUAGUUCAAACUUUACCUGGAAAUAGGUCUUCUUGGUUGCAUUUUUUUGUGAGUGGACCUCCUGCUCGUUCAGGAAUCUCUAAAAUAAAGCAAAGAUCUGAUGUUAAAUUAAUCUCAGAUGUUGAGAUUGUUUCAAAAGGCGAAACUCCGGAAAUGACUUCUAUUAAUAAUAAUACAACUUCUCUAAAAGUAUCAACUCAAAAUGAGAUAGAUAAGAAAGUUUCUACUUCUCAGACUAUUUCUGAUUCUUCUCCUAAACUCAAACCUUCAGCUGUUAAACCCGUACCUGUCAGCAUUGUUCUGCCAAAAUUUGACGAAUCUGCUAUAAAUACACCAAUGAGACAUCCUGAUUCUCCUGUUCAAAAGGCACUUCAUGCAAUAAACUCUUAUUUCUUUCCACCUGACAAACCGCGUGAUGGUACUUUACAUAAGUGGUUAGAUGAGAUUACAAGAUCAACUAUUGAUGUCAAACGAAUUGCUAUCAUUGGUGUUCAUGGUUGGUUUCCUGCUAAAUUAUUAAGAGUUGUAGUAGGUGAACCAACUGGUACUUCAGUAAAAUUUUGUGAUAUGAUGGCUAAAGCUGUCUUGGGUUAUUUAUCUAAGCAUAAUAUUUCUUUACCAAGUGAUGCGAUCACUUGUAUACCACUUGAAGGUGAAGGAACGAUAGAAACUAGAGAGCAAUUAUUACAUAAAAAUUUAUUAUAUAAUAAGACUUGGUGUGAAGCUUUGACUUUAGCUGAUGUUGUAUUUGUCGCAACUCAUUCACAAGGUACUCCUGUUGGUACAAUACUUCUUUCAAGACUUAUCAAAGAACGUCUUGUGAAUCCUAAGCAACAACGUAUAUGUUUGUUAGCUAUGGCUGGAAUAUCUCAUGGUCCAUUUCCUUAUCUAAAAGAACAUUAUAUAUUAAGAUACUUUGUUGGUGCCGGAAGAAAUCCUGACGUAGAUGCAUCGAGAGAACUUUUUGAAUUUAUAGACUCGGAAAGCACUGUUGCUAAAAAAUAUCGUGAAGCUCUUAAUGUUGUGACUCAAAAAGGGGUAAAAUUAGUUUAUGUUGCUUCGAUGGAUGAUCAAGUAGUGCCGUUAUAUUCUGGGAUAUUUAUCGGAAUAGAACAUCCAUCUAUACUGCGUGCAAUUUAUGUCGAUGGUCCAUUAUAUCAAGAAAAUGAUUUCUUGAUAAAUCUAAUUAUAUUCGCUAUAAAAUUACGAAAUGCUGGUAUAUUGGAUCAUGGAUUGAUUACUCAAUUAAGUGAGGUUAUUAUCGGUUCGUUGUAUGGCGAGGGUCAUUCAGCUUUGUAUAAUGAAAUUGAUGUUUACACACUUGCUGUACAAUAUCUUUUUGAAGUACCAUCAGUGAAGACAAGCCAAGUAAAACUUAAAAAAUUUCAAGCACAACAAAAGAAUAAUCCAUAUUAUUUGCCUUGGUCAGUUCGCGGUAUUUUAGAGGACCAAAAUGUUAUUAAAAAUCCCCAUUUUGCAAGCGAAAUUAACAGAUUAAAGAAAUUAUAUGAAGAUUGGGACCCUUCUUCAAAAGUAUUAAAGGAAUUAAAGUUCCGUUUAGAACCAUUUCGUGAUACUAUUCUAGGAAAAUAG